Babjeviella inositovora NRRL Y-12698 is the source of this 1302-nucleotide messenger RNA. RefSeq names its product IMP 5'-nucleotidase (gene ISN1). NCBI's taxonomy places the organism in Eukaryota, Fungi, Ascomycota, Pichiomycetes, Serinales. The record is from RefSeq and is a predicted model, not a curated record. The transcript has 2 exons. Gene Ontology annotation, molecular function: magnesium ion binding. Gene Ontology annotation, biological process: nicotinic acid riboside biosynthetic process; nucleotide metabolic process; nicotinamide riboside biosynthetic process. The coding region runs from base 1 to 1302 and encodes 433 amino acids.
AUGACAUCCAGAUACAGAGUUGAAUACGCAUUAAAGGUUCACCGUCGCGAUGAGUUCAUCGAGUGGAUCAAGGGCCUUUUGGCUGUUCCCUUUGUUCUUCAUUCGGGGAAUGGAAUUACCGCGUCUACUUCGUCAACCGGCCAAAACACCAAGGUUACAGCCGACGCCAGAAGACGAUAUGCGGAGGUCUUCUACGACUUGGAACGCUUGAUCGAAGACAAGAUUACGCAAGAUAAUUGCAAUACGCCGGGAAAUUCCCGUUUGAAACAGUUGGUGCCCACUGUGGGGGAAUUCUAUACCAAGUUGCCCUUGGAACGCGCGUUCUAUGUGGAGGAUGCGCGCAGAUCCAUUAGUGUGAGACGCUUAGUAGCUCCUUCCUUCAACGACGUCAGAUUAAUCCUCAAUACCGCCCAGGUUUUGGCCUUAUCUGCUUCUGGCCUGAACCCCUUGAAGUUAGUCACCUUCGACGGGGACAUCACCUUGUAUGAAGAUGGACUCUCUUUGACUCCUGACGCACCAAUCGUGCUGCGUUUGAAGAUUCUCUUGAAGAGAGAUCUCUACGUGGCAUUGGUUACCGCCGCAGGAUACGCUGAAAUCAGUGGUGAAAAGUACUAUCAACGAUUGAAGGGGUUGCUUGAUCUGUUGGUGGAUGACCAGGAGCUAACCGAUAGACAGAAGCGGAACUUGCUUAUUAUGGGUGGUGAGUCUAACUUCUUAUUUAGAUACGACACUGAGACGUCCAGGUUGAAGUAUAUUGCCGACGAGGAAUGGCAGCUUGAAAAUGUCAAGAACUGGGACGUGGUAAACAUCACCAAGACGCUUGACUUUGCGGAGAAAGUGUUGGGGAGGGUGAAGGAGCAGUUGAGUUUGCCUGCAGUAAUCAUCCGCAAAGAGAGAGCCGUAGGGAUUGUGGCACAGCCAGGUAACAAAUUGUGCCGCGAACAGUUAGAAGAGAUUGUUUUGACCUGUCAGAAGAAGCUCGACAUCUUUGCUCCCGCUCAGGGGAUCAAGUUUUGUGCCUUUAAUGGUGGUAGUGAUGUCUGGGUAGAUAUUGGUGACAAAGCCCUUGGGGUGGAGUCUUUGCAAAAGUACAUUGGAUUUACCGAUUUGGGGUUGAACCACGGAAUUGGCAAGGGCCAGACUUUGCACGUGGGUGACCAGUUUGCCGCAAUUGGUGCCAAUGAUUACAAGGCCAGAUUGAGUGCUUGCACUGCCUGGAUCGCUAAUCCUACAGAGACAGUGGAUAUCUUGGACGAUUUGAUCCAGUACAUGGAUGAGGAAACCGCAAUGGGGUUUGUGUAG